Messenger RNA from Zonotrichia leucophrys gambelii, 3002 nucleotides. Its product is annotated as P2Y purinoceptor 1-like. The record is from RefSeq and is a predicted model, not a curated record. Gene Ontology annotation, cellular component: membrane. NCBI's taxonomy places the organism in Eukaryota, Metazoa, Chordata, Aves, Passeriformes, Passerellidae. Gene Ontology annotation, biological process: G protein-coupled receptor signaling pathway. Gene Ontology annotation, molecular function: neuropeptide receptor activity. The transcript has a single exon. Bases 716 to 1768 code for a protein of 350 amino acids.
ACGUCCUCCCUGCACGGGUCUGGAACCGCUGGAAGAAGGAACGGGGAAAGAGUUUUUGUGCUUGGGGAGGAGAUGGAAGUAGGCAGCAGGAGCAGCUGUAGGGAGGGGGCAGCUCUUGAGCAGGGCUCACUCUGCCUGUGCUGGGGCAGCCAGCCCGGUGCAUCUCUGCCUGCUGGCACUGCCCGCGGCACCGGCGAUGGCAGCAGGAGCCCCAUGGAACACUUCCAGUGCCCUCCCGGUAUUUGUGAGCCUCGCAGCCAGGAGACAGGCUGUCAGGAAUGGCAGGGAGAGCGGCUCAUGGGGUGCAAGCUUCCAUCCCCCGGUGUGGAUAACUGGGAGGUUUCUCCUGACCGCGAGUGGGACAGAGCAGGAACAGGCUGAAAGCUUUGGCUCUCCUCCUCAGGCAUCCCUGUGCCUCCUGCCUUCCUCCUGCUCCCUGCAGGCACCCCAAACGAGCCGGGGGUGACCCCGGCUCGGAGCGGGCUGGGGGAGGCGCCGGGGGAGUGGCGGAAGCCGCUCGGCCGAGGCUGCUCUCGGCACAUCCUCCCCGUGUCCCGGGGAAAGUCCGGCGCCCUGAAGCCCCGGGCCGGGCUCAGCCGGAGCGGAGAGGCGAGGGAAGCCGCAGCCUGUGCCGGAGGACACGGAGCUGCCGCAGCACCGGUGCCCCCGAGCUCUGCCACCCUCUGCCACCCAGGCACGGCUAGCACAGUCCCCGAUGGCCGCGGACGCUCUCUCCACGUGGCCCGGCAAUGGCACUCGGGCUCUUUGCCCCGUGGAUUCCGCCUUCGCCCAGCGCUUCCUGCCAGCCGUGUACCUGACCGUGAUCCCCCUGGGGCUGCUGGGCAACGGGCUGGGGCUGUGGCACCUGUGCACGGGGCCCCGCGAUGGUGCCCGCCAGCCCCUGAGCCUGCUGGUGGGCAACCUGGGGCUGGCCGACCUGCUCUAUGUCAGCACCCUGCCCUUCCUCGUCAGCUACUACCGCCAGGGCAGAGUGUGGAUCUUCGGGCAGCCCUGGUGCCGCAUCACCCGCAGCCUCUUCCACGUCAACCUCUACGCCAGCAUCGGCUUCCUCACCUGCAUCAGCAUCCACCGCUACCUGGGCAUCGUGCACCCGCUGAAGGUGCGGGGCAGGUGCCGGGGUGCCGCCUCCUCCGUGUGGCUCAGCGUGGCUGUGUGGCUCUGGGUCAUCGCACAGAUAGCUCCCGACCUUGCCUUCAGCAAAGCAGACGGCAACAGGACGGAGUGCCACGACACGACGGGACAGGAGCACCUGCACGUUUACUUGCCCUACACCUUUGCUGUCACCGUGACGGGCUUUGUCAUCCCGUUCCUCAUCAUCAUCGGCUGCUACUGCCACGUGGUGUUCGUGCUCUGCAGGAAUGACAGCGUGGACGCCAGCCUCAGAAGGAGAAGCAUCGGGCUGGUGAUCCUCGUCAUGGUUCUCUUUUCCAUCUGCUUCCUCCCCUAUCACAUCUUCAGAAACCUCAACCUGUUUUUUCGCUGGCGGCCACCAGGGUCCUGCACACAGGCUUCAAAGGAUGUCUAUGUUUCCUACCAGGUGACUCGGGGCCUGGCCAGCCUCAACAGUGCCCUCAACCCCUUGCUCUAUGUGAUCACCAGCAAAGACUGGAGGUCACGAGUGAGAAGCAUCAGCCAAAGUGCCAGACAGUGUCUGAGGCCACCCUUCCGGAGCAAAACCUCUGGCCAGGCAGCUGAGGAGAAGAGGAACGACAUUCUUUGUAAGGGGGAGGCUUCUAACGAGCUCUGAGGUACCUGACACCCCCCUGCUUCUGCCACAUCAGCUUGUGCUUGGCACCUCCCUGGGGGCAGCCCCCACCUGCUUUGCAGAGAUGGUGACAGCAGCAUCAUGGGCUCUGUGCACACAAGGGACAGGCAGGACUGUGAUCUGAGAGAAAACUGGGACCAGAUUUCAGAAGCAAAACUACUCAGCCCGACUAUUUUGGCUAUGGAAAGAGAUGAUCACAUUUGCUCCAGUCCACAGUGUUUCCCUCCAGCCCCUGCUGCAGCAGGCUGAGCUGGUUAACAUCCCCUUGCUUCCCAGCUCCUGUGUGACUGAGGGAUGGAGGGAGUGACACCUUGUCCCUCCACUGCAUCCUCCCUCCUCUACUGUACAUGGGUUUGAGACAGCAUUCCCUCUUUAGCCUAAGGAGAGGUCCUGCAUUGCAGAGCAGCUGAGAGGGGAAAUUUUUGCAGUGGAGGAAGAGCUUUGGAAAUAGAAAUAUUCAUUUAAAAAUCAGGUUUUAAGUACAUUACCAAGCUGUGCCAGUUCCUGGGUGAUUGAGCUGUUUCAGGAUCUGUGGGAUCCUCUACUGCCCACCUCCUUCGCAGAAGAAAAAGACAUUUUUGGCAUCACUUCCUCUCUUUUGGAAGAGCACAUAGCAGAACUAACAAAUGGGCAUUUUAAAGUUUUUGGAGGCUAUUGAUUGGGGUUUUAUUUUGGAAGGUGAAUGACUGCAGUAGCCUGAACUCCUGCUUUAAGCAGGAAAAUGCCAAGGUAGAGUUUGCAAAUCUUCAGGUGGGUGCUUGCAUCUUGCAUCCAGCCUUGAGAUGGCAUUAGAUAUGACUUGUAAAAAUUGGAUGUGCAAAUAAAAAGAGAAGUAGCCCUGGCAUGAAGGCUUGUGAAGGCAGGAUGUGAUGGUGAGAUUUAUCAUCACCAGGGGUGACAGAUCUCUGCUGUUAAGGUUAGCAGAGGCUCCCAAGCAGUAUUUUCAUUUUUAUCUCGGUGUUACCCACUAUGGCCAGCUCAAACACUUCGAUUCAAUAAUGUGAUUUGCAGCAGCAGCAGCUUUUGGAGGCCAGCUGAAGGAAGUGGACUGUGAGUUAAAAUGAGCCCUUUCUGGGAAAGCACUGGCCCAGGGACGGAUGUUGUGCUCUUUUCCUGACAUUUAUCUCUGUCAGCUGCUCCUACAUAGACCCACCUUAGCUGGGCAGAGGAGGGAGCACAGCUGGCUUUCAGUGCAGUUAAUAUGUCUGCAGUGCAA